This is a messenger RNA of Cuscuta campestris, 2217 nucleotides long. NCBI's taxonomy places the organism in Eukaryota, Viridiplantae, Streptophyta, Magnoliopsida, Solanales, Convolvulaceae. The record is from the annotation of a GenBank genome assembly.
CCGGCCCAACAUUCCCAAGAGCUAGUUUAUGAUUAAUCACCAAUUGAUCAUCCCUAGCUCAGUAGUGUCGUUGACUUUAUUGACCCACCGCUGCCGGAGUCCGACGAUCGACCACAAAAUGCCGCCUCCGCGAAGCGCACCGCCGCCGGUUUCUUUACCAUUCUUAGUUGCGGCGGCGGCGCUCUUCUUUGGCAUUUGUGUUCAAGCAGAAGAUGGUUACGAUGUGCACACUUGGAAUGUUACAUAUGGAGACAUUUCCCCUCUCGGUGUUUCCCUAAAGGGAAUUUUGAUCAAUGGACUAUUCCCAGGUCCGGAAAUUCGAAAUGUCACCAAUACAAAUGUGAUCAUCAACGUGUAUAACAAUUUAGAUGAGGGGUUUCUUUUAUCUUGGAAUGGAGUGAUAAACAGGGGGAACCCAUACCAAGAUGGAAUGAGUGGGACCAAUUGCCCAAUCCCACCGGGGCAAAACUUCACAUACAAGUUACAGCUCAAGGACCAAAUCGGAACCUUCUUCUACUUCCCGUCGCUGGCUUUCCACAAGGCCGCCGGCGGCUUCGGACCCAUUGCCAUUUUGAACCGGUCCAUCAUCCCUCUCCCCUUCCCUCCGCCGGCGGAUGAAUUCACUUUCCUCAUCGGAGACUGGUACAAUGCCACUCACUCGGCAUUGAAAGGAAUUCUUGAUGAGGGGGGAAUUGUUUAUGGUGGCCAGAACAAGAGUUUGUUGCCUCCCCCUGAUGCAAUCCUUAUCAAUGGAAAUGGCCCUAGGGGACUUAACAAUGAUAGCGGUUGGAAUUUCACCCUUGAAGCAGGAAAAACAUACCGAUUGAGAAUAUCUAACGUGGGACUGGAGAGUUCCCUGAAUUUCCGGAUCCAAGGCCACGCCAUGACACUGGUGGAGGUAGAGGGGACAUACACACAGCAGAAAGUCCUAAGCUCUCUCGACGUUCAUGUCGGGCAGUCCUAUUCUGUUCUCGUGACGGCCGACCAGACUCCCAAGGCUUACCACGUCGUCGUUUCGAGCCGCUUUUCCCGGAGCAACCUAACUACCACCGCGACACUUCGCUACAGUGGUACCGACCCGUCAGCGGCUCCCGUUGGGCCCAUCCCUGAAGCACCCCCCGCUCUCGACAUUAAUUCGGCUAUGGCAUCUUCCUUGAACGAUAUAAGGACUAUAACUCUGGCCAACUCCGCCGGUCCGGUGGCCGGGAAGCUGAGAUACGCCGUCAACGGCGUGUCUUAUGUGGGGCCAUAUGACGGCACUCCGCUCCAGCUUGCCGACGAGGAUGGCAUCCUGAACGUCUUCCUGCCCGGAAACAUGCCGAACGAUUCGGCCAUUGUGGGUCCCAUUCGCCCCGACACCGCCGUCAUGAAUGCGGACUACAGGGAUUUCUUCGAAGUCGUGUUUCAGAACGACGAGGAUACGAUGCAGACGUGGCACUUCAACGGAAUCACGUUUUUUGUCGUGGGAAUGGGGGCCAACAAAUGGACAAACGCCAGCAGGAAUUCAUACAAUCUUAACGAUGCAAUUUCGCGAUCUACGACUCAACCAUUGAUAAAUCUUAGCUGCCCCGAAAACUCAUCUUCUUCCAAUGGCGACCGCCGGCAGCUCCGAUUUCGAUCCUCAGCGGAUUGUUUCCCACGAGUUUCCCGAGGCGGAAUACACUUACACAGAGAGAGAUGUUGCUUUGUAUGCGCUGGGUGUUGGAGCGUGUGGGAAGGAUGCUGUGGAUGAUAAAGAGCUGAAAUUCGUUUAUCACUGCGAUGGUCAGCACUGUAUCCAGGUGUUACCGACUUUUGCUGCUCUAUUUUCUAUAGGAUACAGUGAGACAAUAGCGGAGGUACCAGGCUUACGAUAUGAUCCACGUCUUCUGUUGCAUGGACAACAAUAUAUUGAAAUCUACCGACCGCUUCCUUCAAGUGGUUCAGUGAUAAAUAGAGCUAGUAUUGCUGGAUUGCAUGAUAAAGGAAAAGCGACUAUUUUAGAUGUUGAAAUUAAAACCUUUGAAAAAGACUCAAAUGAGCUCCUAUGUAUGAACAGGAUGUCUGUUUUCUUGAGGGGUGCGGGUGGCUUUUCAAAGUCUUCCAAUCUUUACUCAUAUUCCAAAUAUCCAGCAAGCCAAACAACUGUUCCAAAAAUCCCCAAUCGCCAACCAUUUUUUGUUUUAGAGGAAUGUUCGCAGCCAUCACAGGCAUGUAAAAUAGAUCAACUUUGGGAUU